AUGACUGGGCUGCCCCUCAGGAUUAUCAAGAAAACCCAGCAUUUGCUGGUAGAACCAGUCCCCAGUAUUAAAGCAGAACCAGAUGAGAGCAAUGAACAUUAUUUUCAUGUGGUCAAUGCUGGCCCCCAAGAUAACCCUUUUGAGGGAGGGACUUUUGAACUUAAACUAUUCCUUCCAGAAGAAUACCCAAUGGCAGCCUCUAAAGUAUGUUUCAUGACCAAAAUUUACCACCCUAGUAUAAACAAGUUGGGAAGAAUAUGUUUAGAUAUUUUGAAAGAUAAGUGGUCCCCAGCACUGCAGAUUGGCACAGCUCUGCUGCUGAUCCAGGUUUUGUUAAGUGCUCCCAAUUCAGAUGAUCCAUUAGAAAAUGACGUAGAGGAGCAGUGGAAGACCAACGAAGCCCAAGCCAUAGAAACAGCUAGAGCAUAUAGUAGGCUAUAUGCCAUGAAUAAUAUUUAA
Molecule: messenger RNA, 459 nt
Organism: Choloepus didactylus (southern two-toed sloth)
Lineage: Eukaryota; Metazoa; Chordata; Mammalia; Pilosa; Megalonychidae
Product: ubiquitin-conjugating enzyme E2 N-like
Exons: 1
Coding region: 1-459 (152 amino acids)
Biological process (GO): protein K63-linked ubiquitination; DNA damage tolerance
Cellular component (GO): nucleus
Molecular function (GO): ubiquitin conjugating enzyme activity
Source: RefSeq, a predicted model, not a curated record